Phytophthora infestans T30-4 is the source of this 564-nucleotide messenger RNA. RefSeq lists its product as uncharacterized. NCBI's taxonomy places the organism in Eukaryota, Oomycota, Peronosporomycetes, Peronosporales, Peronosporaceae. The transcript has 2 exons. The record is from RefSeq and is a predicted model, not a curated record. The coding region runs from base 1 to 564 and encodes 187 amino acids.
AUGAUUUCGUUUCUGGUGACCUGGAAGGUUGUCGUCGUCGUGUGGCAGCUUGGUGUCGUGUUUGUGGACGUCUUCCCGACCUUCCUGAUCAUCUGGAACGUGUACCGCAGUCAGUGGUUCUGCCUUGGUGCGCCUCUCCUCGAGGAGUUCCCCAACAGUAGCGGCGACUUCAAUUGUACUUUGAUCGUCGUGGAAGUGUGUGACAAAGGCAGUGAGGCGACCGUCAUGGGCUUGAUGAUCACCAUUUUCGCUCUGGGGACGCCCUUCUCGACCGUGCUCUACAAGACGGUGGGCUGCUACUUCGACAUCGAGCGCAAGUACAUCGUCAAGGACGACCACCACGUGCGCUCUCAGGUGACGUACGCGUACCUCAUCGCCUACGCAUGCAGCCUCCUGUCCGUCCUCUUCGUCGUGUGGCUGUCUCGACAAAAGGUAAACGCCCGUGCACUCAACACAAGAGGGGCGCUCACCGUGUGCUACCUCGUCUUCGCCUUCUGCUGGAUGAUCAUGACCAACGCGUUGAGUCUCUCCGACUCCACUUCCUGUCUGCUUCCAGAGUCGUGA